UUGGUCCUCUGUAGGUACCGCUGGGGUAGGCGUUGUAAGGCAUCUCAGCAGUGCGCAGAAGCCGUAUAGGGAAAGCGGAGCCGCGCUCCGCACGCCUCCCUCACCUGAAAACGGAGGUUGCCGAUGAUUCACAUAUAACAAAGAAACGAAGGCGCAAACGGCAACUGCUCCCAAAAAGGCUUGGGAAGUUGGCCAAACUGGACAGCAGAUCCAGACCCGACACCAUCCCGUCCGAUCUCCACUUCAGUACUUAAUGUCUUCUAUUCAUAACGGGGGAAGGAAAGCGAAGGUUUGGGGACCGAUGGGUCGCGUAAAAUCUGAUCCCUCAUGGCAGAUAUACUGAACUGUUUUAUGAAAACCGUUGUCAUGUCGUUGGUAAACAGCGUGAUCUUAUGCCGUCUCGUUUGAGGGAGAGAGGCUUUGAUGAAGCCCCGGAGCCAUUUCUAACUUCGGACUUGAGGUGCGGACUUCCAGAUGAGACGAAGCGACCUGCAUGUUUCCGGGCUUGGAAAGAGCCGAUGAGUAAUUUUCAGCGCAACACACAACAUGCCGCUUGAAGCUUGAAACUGCGGAUCUCCUCCUAAAUCUAGCGCUUGCAAACAAAACGUUUGACACAUGGCAUUGGCAUAUUUAUUUUAGUGCUGCAACAUCCAUGCGAAUGCAUGUUAUUCUGAUUUUGAUCAGACUGGAAUUCCUCAACAGUUAAGAGGAAUCGUAGUUUUUUUUUUUAACUGGCUGCGAUAAAGCUACUUUAUAGUUGCCUUAUUUUGGAUAUCGAAAGAGCGCUAAAGAAGCGCUUCGCAGGGAAACGUCACGCAAGAGAAAUUGCAGCAGGUAAAAGAAAAAAGUAAAUAGGGUAAAAGACGGGAAAAUUGAAGGAGAAUCUCUUUAACUGUUGUUGUCGUAUUAUGUCUGCACUUAGAAAGAAAUUUGGGGACGAUUAUCAGGUAGUGACCACUUCAUCCAGUGGCUCUGGAUUCAGUCAGCCGGUGCCAGAGAAGAAGAAAAAAAGGCAGCGCUUCGUGGACAAGAACGGGCGAUGCAAUGUCCAGCAUGGAAACCUGGGCGGUGAAACCAGCAGAUAUCUUUCAGACUUAUUCACCACUUUGGUAGAUCUGAAAUGGCGCUGGAAUUUAUUCAUUUUCGUCCUGACUUACACGGUGGCAUGGCUUUUUAUGGCCUCGAUGUGGUGGGUCAUAGCAUACAUUAGAGGAGAUUUAAAUAGGGCUCACGAUGACAAGUAUACGCCGUGCGUUGCCAAUGUGUAUAACUUUCCCUCCGCAUUUUUAUUCUUCAUCGAGACCGAAGCCACUAUAGGUUAUGGCUAUAGGUACAUUACAGACAAAUGUCCGGAGGGAAUAAUCCUGUUUCUUUUCCAGUCCAUUCUUGGAUCUAUAGUAGAUGCAUUUUUAAUAGGAUGUAUGUUCAUAAAGAUGUCUCAGCCCAAGAAGAGGGCAGAGACGCUCAUGUUCAGUGAACACGCGGCUAUUUCAAUGCGAGACGGGAAACUGACCCUCAUGUUUAGGGUCGGUAACCUGCGGAAUAGCCAUAUGGUCUCGGCACAGAUCCGCUGCAAAUUGCUCAAAUCUCGGCAGACGCCGGAGGGCGAGUUUCUGCCCCUGGAUCAGUUGGAGCUGGACGUGGGCUUCCGAACCGGGGCGGAUCAGCUCUUCCUCGUGUCUCCGCUCACUAUCUGUCACGUGAUCGACAGCCGGAGCCCCUUCUACGAGCUGUCCGCGCGCUCCAUGCAGACCGAGCAGUUUGAGAUCGUCGUCAUACUUGAGGGGAUAGUGGAGACCACUGGAUUCAAACCAGAGGCUUUCUGAUCAGAGACACAGAAGCCUACCCUGCUGAUCCACUGGCGAAUGCAGAACAUUUCCCCAUAAUUCGUUCUCACCGGCUGGAUCGGACCAUGCACUUUCAAACCAGUUGUGGCAGUAAGUAUGGAGAGUUUAUAGAACCAAUAAAAAUUCUGCUCCUCCUCCAUAAACAUGAUCGAAUCUCUGGCUGCAGAUGUACCUUCGCUUUCAAAUGGCCUUUGGGACAUUGGUACAACCUCCACUCAUAUACAUUCUAAUUUCCUUCAUUCCUUCACUCCUAAAAUGCACUGCAAACCCAGCAGUUUAAAUGCUCCCCCUCCGACACACACACACAUUUCUGAAAUCCUCUAACGUCACUGCCUACCACCCAGCAACCAUGAACCCUGGUAGAAUUAUAGCUCUCCUGCCACGUGCCACUCGCCAUCUGCUCGCUGCCAACGCUGCCAACGCUGGCCCAUCAAUCUAUACCAUGCACACAUUCUGCACUGAUGAGGACACUCACAUCGCCCCCUAUCUGAGGGCCACAAUGGGCUCCUAAUUAAAACGUUCAGCUGCACCCCUCCCCCACCCCCGCCACUCGGGCUCCAGCUGCACCCACGACGUCACUCCCGGUUCGGGAUUCUGGCUGCUCUGCAGGUGAAUGGCAUCUGCCUCGGCUGCCAGGCUGCAGUCCCACCCAGCCUCCCCCUGGAACGGCCUCAUCUCACCCCCCACAUCAUCUUCACUGACGCCCCACGGCCAACACAAGCGUGGGAACACGCGGAGACUCCAAGAUCGACAUGGUAUCACGCAGAGAUCUCUUUGUACAUCAAGCUCCCCACACAGAGAGGGCUGCUUCCUUCUAAAACUGCUUCUUCCAGUAGCUGUACUCAUUCACCUGGUGUUUGCUUCCCCCAGGUAACCAGCCUGUCACUAUACAUAUACACUAUACAUAUACACUAUACAUACUGUAUACACUAUACAUAUACACUAUACAUUGACGAAUCCUUUCCAGCAGGUUUCCCCUUCCUGAUGCCUGAUGGGAAAUAUGACCUCUCUUCUACCCCUUGACUGUAGCAUUGUUGGAAAAUGCAAAGUUCCAUUCAAAGCUACAUGUACAUUGUCAAUGUUUUUUUGCCACAAAGGUCCUGUUUGCCUCAGGCGAUCAGAUCAUAAGUGGACACCCAAGGCACAUGGUCAUCUGCACCUGUGUUUAUCGUGUGUCUCCUAGGCGACCAGCUGGCUCCUUAUGUUCAGAUAUCAUUACCGCCUAUGUCACUUCCACUGGAAGGUCAAAUGGCCCUGCUGGCGACGCAUCAGGAUGCAGUAGCGUUUACACUACAAAAGAUCAAUGUGUCCCAAACACAUUGAGUGCUCGGAUCACAUUACAUCUUGAUGGUAGGUUAUGCUUGUAGUAAAUCCUGCCCACUUGCCAUCCGAUUGCCCAGGAUGCAUUUUAAAACCAAGUGUAAAUAGGGCCAUAGGGUCAGUAAUGAGAUGCUGUAACCUACUGAGGAACCACCAUUGAUGUUUUUCCACGCGUUCACCCCUCAGUUUACCAGUUUAUGAUUGAGGUGAGCCUGGAUCCUAUCUAAGGAAGCACAGGGCAGGAGGCAGGAGGGUGCGCAUCCCCGGAUGGGAUGGAUUCGUAUUUUUAUCCAGGUGAAUGUGUUUCUCAUACAGCACCCCAACACAAUUUAAAGCUAAAGCAAGAUUAUCUUAUUUAAUCAAUAAAAACAGGAUUAGAUGCUUUGCACUACCUUACUUUUUCAUGACUAUUAAAUCGGUGUCUAAGUUAUACUAAGACACAUGCAUUUUUAGCCUUAUUAAUAAGAACUAUGUAUCUCAAAUGAAAAUGAUCAUAUUAUCCAGCAUGCAGUUUAAUUACAACAAAGGAUUAAAUCAAUUAGGCCAUUAAUUACUUCUUCCAUAAUCAUGCACACUAUGUCGUACUGACAUUUAAACAUUGGCCAGGUUACCAUGACAACAUGCUAAAGCUAUUUUAGGGUAGACAUCAAACCCUGGGAGUUAAAACAGACUCUUGUUAAUUCAGCCUUCGGUGUAAGUCUGGGGAUGUUAGCAAAUUUGAUCAUAGGCUUUGAUGAACAUGAUUUUUAUGCUGUUUUUGAGAGUUAUGCCACAUAAAUUUGAAUAUAUGUUGUACUACAUUAAUGGAACAGAUAUUGCUGAAUACAUCUGGCAACAUUCAACCCUUUUUUGUGUUUUUAUGCUUUUUUGUGUUUUUUUAGGGAAUUAUAAUGAGGUUUGUUUGUAUAUGCAGAGUCUGAAAGGUACAUUUAUGAAUAUAUUAACCUAUGAAUUGAAAUAACCAGGCUUUAAACAAGGCUAAAAGCAACUGUGAACACUAUAUAUAAAUAUUAAUAUGUAUUUAAGC
This is a messenger RNA of Paramormyrops kingsleyae, 4194 nucleotides long. It is a transcript of the gene kcnj3a, whose product is annotated as potassium inwardly rectifying channel subfamily J member 3a. Gene Ontology annotation, cellular component: plasma membrane. Gene Ontology annotation, molecular function: G-protein activated inward rectifier potassium channel activity. Gene Ontology annotation, biological process: regulation of monoatomic ion transmembrane transport; potassium ion import across plasma membrane. NCBI's taxonomy places the organism in Eukaryota, Metazoa, Chordata, Actinopteri, Osteoglossiformes, Mormyridae. The record is from RefSeq and is a predicted model, not a curated record.